AUGGGCCGCAAGAAGAUCCAGAUCAAACGCAUUGAAGACGAUCGCAAUCGCCAGGUGACUUUCGCCAAGCGCAAGAACGGUCUGUUCAAAAAAGCCAUGGAACUGUCCAAGCUGUGCGACUGCCAGAUCGCGCUCAUUGUGUUUGAUUCCAACAACAAGCUGUAUCAGUACUCGAGCAUGGGUGUGGACCAAAUCCUGCUGAAGUAUACCGAGUUCGGCGAGCCGUCAGAGACCAAGAACAAUAACGACUACGACAUCAUGUUUGGUGAAAAGAAGAAACAGUUGCAACAAGCGGCGAAGGAAGCAGCAGCUGCAACAGCAGCGGGUAGCGCAUCGAUCAACUUCAGCAUGCCUUACGAGCCGAAUUCGGGUGGAGCGGCGGUGCAUACCUUCCAGUCCAUGCACGGCGGAAUGAACGAUGCUCUGGUAGAGCUGAGUAACGACCCCGAUCAAUACGUGCUGGACUCUUGCAGCCGACCAGUGACACAGAAAAAACGAGCGCAUGGCAGUUUCCAGCAGCUUUUGAAGAAGGAGCACGUAAAUUACGCACCGCCUGCGCUGCCGUUAUACCAGCACACGGGAACGCUUGGUGGACUGCCGAAUCAGCACAUGCUCGCCGCACUUCCCAACGCGCCGAGUUUCUCGGGUGUUUUACCAUCACCAACUACGGCUGGCAUGCUACUUCACGACUUCAGCCCCCAAUCGAACGCCGGUCUUUUUGGACAGCAAUCUAUGCUUGUUGGCGGUAUGCCGGGAGAGCUGUACGACAGCAGAAGUGGCGUUUUCGGUCUGAACCUUUUGUCGUCCGACUUCAAUCACCGUGGAGGCAGCAGUGUAAACCCGCAGCAACUGCAAGCAAGAGACUCAUUCUAUAUUGCGAAGCCGAGCGUUUUGCCCGACACGUCUGCCGGUAAAAGUUCGGGCUCGAUGUCUGAAUGUGACGAGUCAUUUGCAGACAACGAACUUCCCCAAUUUGACGAAAUGGUUUGCAAAGUUGAAAACUUCUCGAACCUGUCACAGCAAGACGAUGCUUUGGGCAUCAGUGAAGAUUCCAAAGCUGCAAAGACGAAUGCGACAACGGAUGGUGAGAAGUCAGUCCCGGACUUCCUGCCAACACCGAAGUGUGAGUUGAAGCAGAGCGGUUGCGAUGAUGCAUCAGCUUCAACUUCGGCCACCAAAUGCAGCGACAUCCAGGUCGCAUCCCCAACAAAAGCUGCAGCAGCUUAUGAAGCGCGCAGUCCAAGCAUUACGUCCGAGUUACCAGGCACUGUCACAGAGAAGCGCUCGCACUCGAAUUUGUCGGGAGCCGCUGAUGCAAGUUUGCACAAGCGUCAACGUGUGGUUGUUUGA
Messenger RNA from Hyaloperonospora brassicae, 1350 nucleotides. Lineage: Eukaryota; Oomycota; Peronosporomycetes; Peronosporales; Peronosporaceae. The record is from the annotation of a GenBank genome assembly.